Xiphias gladius (swordfish) is the source of this 4763-nucleotide messenger RNA. Its product is annotated as transcription initiation factor TFIID subunit 4-like. The record is from RefSeq and is a predicted model, not a curated record. Gene Ontology annotation, molecular function: DNA binding; protein heterodimerization activity; RNA polymerase II general transcription initiation factor activity. Gene Ontology annotation, cellular component: transcription factor TFIID complex. The coding region runs from base 806 to 3385 and encodes 859 amino acids. The transcript has 14 exons. Gene Ontology annotation, biological process: DNA-templated transcription; transcription initiation at RNA polymerase II promoter. NCBI's taxonomy places the organism in Eukaryota, Metazoa, Chordata, Actinopteri, Istiophoriformes, Xiphiidae.
AAACAGUGCAGCCAUCUUGCACGGCGCAGCGAGAGUGACUAAACUCUGAAAUCUGGUUUGUUAGCUUGUUGUAAACCUCGUUAUUAUUCUACUAAAAGUCACUUGGUACGAUUCUGAGAUUGGAUGCCUAUCGGGACAACGUAAACACACCGGCGCCGGUGUGGCAUUUGAUGAAAACAGUUCGUCCCCGGUACGAUGUUGUUCCGUCUCACGCAUCCCCUGGAAUGACAGCUGCAGCCAUUGGUACCGCCUUUUAGAAUGCGGAACAGCCAAUCACGGCUCGCCGAGGGCCCCCGCACGGAGACGUUUGGUUGUUGUGCGCACGCGCACGUCAGUUGGUAAGUACCUCACUUCUCACAAGCUCGCAGGAGUGUGAAGAUGGCGGUUCGCCCAGGCCCGCUGGAUGAGCCGUUCUUACACACAGAGGUGAAUAAAGGGGUAGUUUGUCAUCCUGUCCGGUCUGUAGAGUCACAGCUAUCGGUCUUGUGUCACAGCAACCACUGGGUUAGGCACGAAGCAGCCGGUAAUUACAUGGCUACAGUUCCAGGACAAGGGGGCAGCGCGAGCUAAUGUCCAGCUGAGACUUGGCCAAGACGAUUGCUAAAGCAGGUACGCUGUAACUACUUAUGUUGUUUUCCUCUGUGUCUCGAAGAGAGUGUACACGAAAAGCAGGCGCCGGAGCUGACAGAGAAAAUCGGUAGAUGUGUCAGAGUCUCGCCCCAUCACAUUCAAGAUUGUUUGUGCUCCUUCCAAACAAGUUGAGGUGCAGGGGGUCUCAUCAUAGCGAGGUCCCCAUGGUUCAACUAUGGACGCAUCGACGGCCAGCACGGACUCCACCACGGGACACGACCCCGGCAAAAAACUUGCUGUUAGUGGCGGUGCAACGUCUCUCCCUAAUCACCAGGGGAAAGUAAGCUCAUACUCAGUGCAGACUUUCAAUGGGAGCCAAACUAUGAACUCUCACAAUUCAGGAAGCGCUGCCCCUCUCGGGGGGACGACAGUGGCAAGUGGCGCUGGUAACGGCAGCGGUCCUACGGUAUCUGUCGCAGCUGUCAACAGUGGACCAGUGUUGUCUAAAGGGCUGGCCAGUGCGAUAACGCCCCCCACGUCAAACAGUGUAAUUCAGACGCCUCUCGUGAACUCCCCGAGUGUUGUCGCUUCAUCUCCGCCUGUGAGCCAGGCAACAGGACCCACUGUGACACUCGUCAGGCCGCCUAUGCAAACCGCGGGGUCCGGCGCAACUUUGAAUGGGAACAAUAAUGCGAGUGCUGCUGUGGUUGCCAGUACAGCAGGGCAGUCAGGUAUCGGCAUACAAACUCCGCUUGUAAACAACGGCCAGCCGUCCAGCUCGGUGUCUGUGAGCGGAAGGUCGCACAUUAUCAAGGCAGAGCCGCCUGCAACUAUAAUGCAGUCAGCACCGCAGCCGGCUGUCACUCCUGGCGCCGUCAGCGCUCCCCGGACGCCGGCGACGGUAGCUGCCGGUCCGGGCGGGAUCCGAGCGCUGACGCCUCAGAUGUUGGUCCCAAGGCUCCCCCAGAGCUCCCCAGGACAGCCCAGUAUACAUAACAUCCAGCUCCACCCGGGGAUGGUGCUUGUACGCAGUGAGAGUGGACAGCUGCUGAUGAUUCCUCAGCAGGCGCUUGCCCAGAUGCAGGCCCAGGCGCAGGGAGGCAUGGCACCUCGGAACGCUACACCAACAAGCGUGCCUCCUGGCCAGGCUCCUGGAAACAUCAUCAGCAGACAGGUGGCCCCCAGCACCAUCAUUCGACAGGGCUGUCCCGCUCCGACGUCAAUCACUGCGACCACCACUCUUCACAGACCUCCUAUUCUUCAGAGCUCAGCUGGGGCUGCAGUACCAGGAAUGACCCCCAGGACCAUCAGCCAAACAGCUGGGACCACAGUUACCUCAGUAACAGUGAGCAAAGAGACAAUGGAGAAUGUGACGAAAUGUAAGAACUUCCUUUCUACAUUGAUAAAACUGACAUCCACGGGGAAGCAAUCAACAGAAACGGCAGCCAGUGUGAGAGAGCUGGUCAAGGACCUGCUGGAGGGCAAACUGGAAGCUGAGGAAUUCACCAGCAGAUUGUACAAAGAGCUCAAUUCCUCACCCCAACCCUACCUUGUGCCUUUCCUCAAGAGAAGCCUCCCAGCCUUGCGGCAGCUCACUCCAGACUCAGCGGCAUUCAUCCAGCAGAGUCAGCUCCCCCAGCUGACCUCAGGUCCAGUCUCCUCCACCUCAACCACCCCCAACACGGUGGUCCUGGGCAGCCCUGCCCCUCGCCUCACUGCAUCAAUCAGCAGGCCCCAGCUCCAGCCAGGCGUCAGCAAGCCAGGGCAGAGCCCUUCACUGGUACUCCAGCCUCAGCAGCAGAGAGCAAUAUUGAGACCUCAGGUAACCUUAGCGACGACCCCCAUGGUGACUCUCAGGAAUCAGGCCCCUGGCCGCAUCAUGCUGGGACAGCAGCAGGUCCAACUUAAAGAGCUGCAACCAGUUCCUGUGAGGCUAGAGGUGCCAUCUGUUUCUAAACAAGUCUCUGCUGCAGCCGUGACUCCAGCUCAGAAGAACACGCUGAAAGAGGGGGGUGGCACUUUCAAGGAUGAUGACGACAUCAACGACGUGGCCUCCAUGGCUGGGGUAAACUUAUCAGAGGAAAGUGCUAAUAUCCUGGCAACCAAUUCUGGACUAGUGGGAGCGGUGACACAUUCCUGUAAGGACGAGGCUUUCCUCUCGUGCACUAUGCUCCAGAGGAGAAUGCUGGAGAUAGGUAGGAGGUAUGGUGUGACAGACCUGGGUGCGGAGGUGGUGAACUAUGUCUCCCAUGCUACUCAGCAGCGACUCCAGAACCUGCUCGAAAAAGUUUCCCAAGUGGCCCAGCAGAAAAAUGUCAACUUAAAGGAGGAUGAAAACCAUGAGCAGAGCAGUGAUGUUCGUGCUCAGCUCAAGUUCUUUGAGCAGCUGGACCAGUUAGAGAAACAACGGAAGGAGGAACAGGAGAGAGAGAUCCUCCUGAAGGCAGCUAAGUCUCGAGCUCGGCAAGAGGACCCAGAGCAGCUCCGUCUGAAACAAAAGGCAAAAGAGAUGCAGCAGCAGGAGCUGGCUCAGAUGAGGCAGAGGGAGGCCAACCUGACGGCACUGGCAGCCAUCGGCCCCAGAAAGAAGCGGAAGAUUCUGGACUCUCCAUCCUCCUCUGCUCCAGCUGAGGUACAAUUAACGACAGUACAUUCCCCAAAGAGUGUUGUAUUUCCUGGGAUAGCUGUCGAAUAUAACUCCUGUUUUAAAAUCACUGUGUACUGUACCUUUUGUACAUCUACUAUGCUUUCCUUAUUUACAACCUUUGCCGUCUUCAUUCAGGGGCAGAAUGGAGAGCUUAUGAUGCACACUUGAAUAAAAGUCACAAAUUUACAUAGUAAAAAUGUGAGUGAUGACAAUGAUAGCACUUUCUUUUUGCGCAUAAUAUAUUGGUGAUAGAAAUAGCUGAUGUGAGCAUUAACAGUUUGCCAGUUCUUUUCUCUAUUGACUGUAACAGUCAGACAAUGUUUGACAAGGUCUGUCAGUGACAGCCCACACUACUCUGACAGAAACCUGCUGUCAGUCAUCUGUGCUGUUCCGGUACCUGGUGGAAGAAAAAAAAAAAAGCAAUCAAGCUUGUCAUUAGUUCGGGAAGAGCACUGGACUCAUGCACGCUGAGGGCUGACUCUUGUUAUCCCAGAUUUAAACAAGUCACCAGUCACAUUCAGUAAUUACAACGUGGCAAACUUCAUAAUGUGACAAACCUUGACUCAACAUGCUGUUACUGGCUGAAUUCAUUGAUAUGUUCUUUUCACCACCAGACCUUUUAGAUUCUUAGUUCCCUUACUAUGGUGUACCUUUCCUUGCGCUCUAUUUUUCCUGCAUGUGUUGAGUUCUGCUCUGUUUAGUGUUAGUGUUUGGAUGUUUCUUUCACUCCCCAAUGAUUCUCAUACUGUUGUUUUGAUUCACUGGGGAGCAUCUACAAGAGCAGAGCCUGUUCUGCAAAACAAGUGCUUAGCCAUUUGCUGGAAUAAAAAGCCCUGCAUUCCUUAAGUGUCUCUGACAGGAAUGGGUAUAUAAAAACAGUUGUUUGGGAAACAAUGUGUGAUCUCUCCUAUUAUUUACGUACUUUGACAAAGGUUCUAAUAAUUUCAAAGAUAGUGUUUAUUUGUACACCUCCUCUGCCCCCAGUGACAAAAUUGCUGAUUUUGUGUUGUUUUUCUGCAUGUAGAGUGCUUUAUUAUGUUUCUUGAAAAAUACAAGAAAAACAAUGUCACAUAGCUGUAUUCUAUUCUGUUCAGGACAAUACAAAUUUCUAUAGCAGUGAGUGCAUGGUGUGAGAGUUAUAGAAAUUAAACAAAGACCCUGUUUAUACCUGGCAUUAACAUGUGUCUUGGUUGACCCGAACAAAAGUGGACAGGCGAGACACCUUGUGUUUGGAUUCCGUUACUGUCCUCGCCACUUCUGUGCUCGUAAACGGCCCGGUUAAGAUAGGAUGCGUCUAGUUUUGUUUGGACUGAAUCUUCUGCCCAAAUGGAAACUGUAUCCGGUUUCACUUGCACACCAACCACGUAGAUCAGUGCUCCUCACCAGUUUUUUUCAUGGUUUUGUUGUCUGUCACCAAAACAAACACCACGUGCGGCAUUGAUGAUGUACAGUCCUGGUUGUACAGGACUGUACAGAAUUUAGAAUAUAUUAAAUAAAUAAAUUCAUAUGAACUGAUUUUGUAGAAUCAGAAUAUUUUGAUAAAAUG